AUGGGGUUAAAUGAGGACUUGAAGGCCAACCCUCCAUGCCAUCCUCUCGCUUGCGCCAUCCAAGACUGUCUGACCAGAAAUGGCUACAAGGAGGAGAGGUGCCAGUCUAUAAUCAUUGCCUUGUACGAGUGCUGUGAGGCUUUCUACCAGUCUAAGGGCGACAAUGCGACGACAGUCAGCUGUCCCAAGCCUGACCUGCUACAGUUGAAGCUCAGAAGGCUCCGCGAGGGUUCGCAACAGCAGUGA
Molecule: messenger RNA, 246 nt
Organism: Colletotrichum graminicola M1.001
Lineage: Eukaryota; Fungi; Ascomycota; Sordariomycetes; Glomerellales; Glomerellaceae
Exons: 4
Coding region: 1-246 (81 amino acids)
Cellular component (GO): mitochondrial intermembrane space
Source: RefSeq, a predicted model, not a curated record